Trifolium pratense (red clover) is the source of this 1639-nucleotide messenger RNA. Its product is annotated as protein ECERIFERUM 2-like. Bases 153 to 1460 code for a protein of 435 amino acids. Lineage: Eukaryota; Viridiplantae; Streptophyta; Magnoliopsida; Fabales; Fabaceae. The record is from RefSeq and is a predicted model, not a curated record. The transcript is spliced from 2 exons. Gene Ontology annotation, molecular function: acyltransferase activity, transferring groups other than amino-acyl groups.
AUUAAAAAAAUUGUGGUACUUACUACUUUCAUUAAAUACAUUUCCCUAUAAAUAAUAAUCAAGGAGGAACAACUCAAAACCCAACCAAACUACUACUACUACUUUCUUGCUAAAAAAACUUUCCAUUUCUCUUUCUCACUCACUACUUGGAAAUGGGUUCACUACCCAAUUUGGAAAGUCCUCUCCAAACUUCAAGAAUUUCCACGGUUGUUCCUGCAACCCCACGAGGUGAAGAAAAUAGUGCAUACAACCUUAACUACAUGGACUUAUUAAUGAAACUUCACUAUAUCCGAUCCAUUUAUAUUUUCAAUUCUGAAUCGGUUCAAAACCUUUCAAUAUCCGAUUUAAAAACUCCAAUGUUUCCAUUACUUGAUUUAUACUCACAUGUUUCUGGUCGAGUUAGGGUAUCCGAGUCCGGAAGAGCGUUUAUCAAGUGCAACGACGCAGGAGUGCGCAUAGUGGAGUCGCAUUGUGAUAAAACUGUUGGUGAAUGGUUGGAUGAAAAUGAAUACUCUCUUGAUGGACUUGUUCAUGAUCAUGUUCUUGGUCCUGAUCUUGCUUUUUCUCCUUUGGUUUUUGUCAAGUUCACAUAUUUUAAAUGUGGAGGACUAUCAGUGGGACUAAGCUGGGCUCAUAUCCUAGGAGAUGCAUUUUCAGCUUUUAAGUUCAUUACUAAGUGGAGCCACAUACUAUCUGGUCAAGCUCCACCAAAAUCACUUCACAUGCCAAAUCUCACCAAACCUCAAUUCUUAUCAAAUUAUGAUUCUCAUAAUAAUAAUCCCAUUUCUAUCAAAAGGGCAACAAUUAUUGGGGGGUAUUGGCUUAAUCCUAAUGAUAGUUAUGUAGCUACUCACACUUUUCACAUCACUUCCAAACAACUUCAACAUUUGGUUACAUCAUACACAUAUUCCAAAUCUACCAAUAUCAACAAAAAAUAUUUUGAAAUUAUUUCAGCUAUGAUAUGGAAAUGUAUAGCACAAAUAAAAGGAGAUUUUGGACAUAAAGUUGUGACAAUAUGUACUACAAAUUUCUCUAAUAGGGUUGAAAAUGAAUUCCCAACAAAUGGCUUAGUGUUGAGCAAAAUUGAAACAAAUUUGUCACCUAAGGAAGUUGAUAUAUUAGAAUUAGUAAAACUAAUUGUUGAGAAAAAAAUAAAUGAGAAUUAUGUAUUGGAAAAAUUGGUGGAAGAAGGUGAAGGAAAAGAUGAUUUUAUUGUUUAUGGAGCAAAAUUAACAUUUGUUGAUUUAGAAGAAGCUGAUUUUUAUGGAGUAAAGAUUAAUGGACAAAAACCCAUUUUAGCAAAUUGUGAUUUUCAUGGUGUUGGUGAUCAAGGAGUUGUUUUGGUUCUUCCUGGACUAGAAGAUGAUGAUGGCAAUAAUGGAAGGAUGAUAACAAUUUCAUUGCCUCAGCAAGAACUUGACCAAUUGAAAUGUAAACUAGCAAAAGAAUGGGGUAUAUAAUAUUCUUCACAUUUUGGAUUUUUAUUUUAUUAAGUGUUAAUGUCAAUGGUUUAAUUAAUUGUGUUGUAUUGAUUGUUUUUUAUCCCUUUGAUUGAUUGUUGUUGUAUGUUAUAUAUCUCCAUAGUGCUAUUAUAUAAAAGUUUAGUAAAAUUAUCUAUUAAUAUUCAUUGUCUUGUAAG